AGAUUAGUGGGCUAGCGAAGGAAGGGGCGCUGGUGGAGUUGGAGGUGGUUGCUGAGGCCUAGUGGCAUUUUCACUACUGAGCGCGCUGCUUAGCUGCUCUAUAGAACUGAAAAUCUUCCUCUGUCGCACUCAUCGUCCACUCUGCUUCAUACGCCGAAUCGCCGCAACCACUACGAGCCGAAGCUAAAAUCAUGGCCACUCAGAACGUCCCAGACAACGAGCCGGAAAAAUUGUCGCCCGAUAAUAAACCGUUCCGCUUCCUAGAUCUUCCAGGUGAGCUGCGCAAUCGCGUGUACGAGGAGAUCAUCCCGCAUCAACCCGUCCGAUUGCAGUGGACACCGCGCCCCGAACCAGGCUGCUACCUCCACCUUUCGCUGGCCAACGCCAACAAGCAAAUCCGGGCCGAGUUCCGCCCUUUAUACGUAGAGCAUACGCGAAUCGAAGUUCGGUGGAAGGAUCUUCUGGCGUAUCUGGAGACAUUCUUCCAGAGGGUGCUGGAAGGCCCCAAGCCUAAAGACCUUACAAUCAAUCUCCACCCCGACGAUUACGGCGAUAGCGUGGACGUUCUUCCGUUCAUCAAGCUGACCGGCAACCUUCAGAACCUGAAGUGUCGCUUUCAGUCCGACCCGCGCCUAGGCUGGUAUAGUCACAGCACCACCUAUCAUUCUAUUGUCCUGGAAGACAUCUUCGACUACUUCCACUACACCGCACAAGCUUCUCUUUGUGCCGGGUUGCUACGCCACGUCUUAUUGCACAAGCUAAGCUGGAAUGCGCCAGUCGACUUAGUGCUGAUCAAGCCGCCGAGCGCCAUGACCUUUGCGGAGAGGACGGCAGUGGACACUUUUUCUAGUCGUAUGGGGGGAAACUUUAGAGUGCUCAUAUACGUUGACGGGAAGCCGGAGAAGAAGUGGACGAGAUUGAUGUGGCUAACAAUGGAAGAGGGAGAGGGCGUCACGUAGCCAAUUUCCGAGCAACCGCAGUAUCGACUCAAUAGGGGUAGACUGCCCUUUCUGUGAAGAUCAGAUGCCAGUCGACCUGGAAAGAAUUUACAAUGGUUGAAUCCGACACAAAUCGAUCUAUUUGUUGCUUUAUGACCAGGCCGUUCCAAUCGAUCAGUCCUAGUGAGAUUCCAUCUUUGAAUCACACAUGGGCGGUAAGCGGAG
Molecule: messenger RNA, 1163 nt
Organism: Trematosphaeria pertusa
Lineage: Eukaryota; Fungi; Ascomycota; Dothideomycetes; Pleosporales; Trematosphaeriaceae
Exons: 3
Coding region: 192-959 (255 amino acids)
Source: RefSeq, a predicted model, not a curated record